Molecule: messenger RNA, 2312 nt
Organism: Rhinichthys klamathensis goyatoka
Lineage: Eukaryota; Metazoa; Chordata; Actinopteri; Cypriniformes; Leuciscidae
Gene: gabra4
Product: gamma-aminobutyric acid type A receptor subunit alpha4
Exons: 9
Coding region: 324-1982 (552 amino acids)
Biological process (GO): regulation of postsynaptic membrane potential; synaptic transmission, GABAergic; monoatomic ion transmembrane transport
Cellular component (GO): GABA-A receptor complex; synapse; dendrite membrane
Molecular function (GO): inhibitory extracellular ligand-gated monoatomic ion channel activity; transmitter-gated monoatomic ion channel activity involved in regulation of postsynaptic membrane potential; benzodiazepine receptor activity
Source: RefSeq, a predicted model, not a curated record
CGGACGCGCGUCCCAGUUUUGGCACUGAUGCGAGUGUGUAGGAACCCAGCGCGUCCCCCUCUCUCUCCUCUAACCUCCUCACAGCGAGACGCACGAUUCUACAGGAUGCCUCACCAUAUGCUUCUCUUAACCACUGAGUUUGGGGUUGGGAUUUAGGCGAUCCAUCGGGCGCAGAGCGAGUUCUGGAUUUGGAUGCUUCGCUGGCACUGCUUUGCGGGUGAUGGUGAAGCGCGUAUUGCGCGCUGCCGCACGUUUCCUCGAUCAUUCCUCGGGACGUUUGGCGAAGGGAAAUGUGAAGAAGGCUUAAAGAAUGGCAUGUAAACAUGGUUUCUGCCAAGAAGGAGAUGGUGACUGCGAUGUACCCCACUUCUAUUUCCACUCUCCUCUACUUUCUCUGUGUGGCGGCUUGCAUAAAGAGAAUAUCUGGACAGAUCAGAAAGGAUGAGAAAUUAUACCCGGAAAAUUUCACGCGCAUUCUGGACCGACUCCUGGAUGGAUACGACAACAGACUCCGACCUGGAUUUGGGGGUCCAGUGACGGAAGUGAAGACCGAUAUUUACGUCACAAGUUUUGGCCCAGUUUCCGACGUGGAGAUGGAGUACACCAUGGAUGUGUUCUUCCGCCAGACGUGGGUGGAUAGGCGGUUGAGGUAUGAGGGCCCGGUGGAGAUCCUCCGUCUAAAUAACCUGAUGGUGACCAAAGUCUGGACCCCUGACACGUUCUUCAGGAAUGGCAAACGAUCCGUGGCUCACAACAUGACUGCGCCCAAUAGACUCUUCCGAAUCAUGAAGAACGGCACCAUCCUGUACACUAUGAGAUUGACAAUAAGUGCAGAAUGCCCGAUGAAACUCGUCAAUUUCCCGAUGGAUGGCCAUUCCUGUCCUCUGAAGUUCGGCAGCUAUGCCUAUCCAAUGACUGAGGUGAUCUACACCUGGACCAAAGGCCCUCAGCAUUCUGUGGAGGUCCCACCUGAGUCGUCCAGCCUGGUCCAGUACGACCUGAUCGGACAGACUGUGUCAAGCGAGACUGUAAAGUCCAUCACAGGUGAAUAUGUGGUAAUGACGGUCUACUUCCACUUGAAACGGAAAAUGGGCUACUUCAUGAUUCAGACGUACAUCCCCUGCAUCAUGACUGUAAUCCUUUCCCAAGUGUCUUUCUGGAUAAAUAAGGAAUCCGUACCCGCCAGAACUGUCUUUGGAAUCACCACCGUGCUCACGAUGACGACCCUCAGCAUCAGCGCGCGUCACUCUCUGCCCAAGGUCUCGUACGCCACGGCCAUGGAUUGGUUCAUCGCGGUGUGUUUCGCUUUCGUCUUCUCUGCUCUCAUCGAGUUUGCCGCCGUGAACUACUUCACCAACGCGCAGGCGGAGAGAGCCAAGAGAAAACAGGCCGCCGCUGCCGCCAGUGCCAAGAGCUCCACAGCGUCAGGCAAAGCCAAAGACACAGAGGAGGUUCUACAGCAAACCUCGGAUACCAACGGCAACCUGCGAAAACGCGUCAACUCCAGCAUUCAGUCUCAACCGGACUCCAAGAAAACCCAAAGAACCGAAACGUCUAGCAAGAGCGCCGCAGCCACAUCCAAACCAACUCUGACCAGCCAAUCAUCUUCCACCUCAGAGGGUACCAGCAGUUUCUCCAGCCAGUCACGUCUAAGCCCCAGUUCUGCCAGCCAAUCAAAUGCAGCCCCUUCCUCCAAGACCACACCGCCAGCCCCGCCCUCUACGCCAACAGUUCCCGAGAAACCGUCGCCCGGAGCGACCGCUGGCUCCGCCCCUCUUCACCAUCUCCUCGGCCCGAAAUUAGAAAAUAUUAAAAAGAAGGAAGCCAAGGCCGCACCUCAACCUGCCGCUCCUGCGACCGGAGGAGCCAGCAAGAUCGACGAAUAUGCACGUAUUUUAUUCCCAGUGUCCUUUGGGGCAUUCAAUAUGGUGUACUGGGUGGUUUACUUAUCCAAAGAAACCAUGGAGGCCAAGGGAGGCUAACAGGAACAGGCUUGGUUGUUUGUACCCUUUUUUUUCUACAACUCGCUGAACAAAUGAAAUAAAGAGCCCUCUAAAGGAUUACUUCAACUAUUGUUCCAAGCAAUUCCAAGAAACGAAAUUCUGUUACGGCAGACAAAACUGGACGAGCGCACAGAAGAUAACUUUUUUGUUGUUUAUCGAAAGGGCCGUACACAAGAUUAAGCAUGUGGAUAUAUUAUGAUAAGUAAAAAUAAUUACAUUAAAAAACAAUCCAAUAGAUUUAUCUGUUGUCUUGAAUAGCCAUAUUUCCGGCCUGUCCUAUUUAUCGCCGGACACACUGAAGAAGAAACA